GGUGAAGAAUGAAGCCAGUAGCAGAGUUAGCUGAGCGCUGAUCACCGCCUUCCGCCGGCGGCGGUGCGGUAGAGGUCGCUGCUCGGCCAGUCCUACAGGCGGCGCUGUAGGAACAGCCGCGAGGCCGAGCAUGCGCCGUGCGUCCCAGGCAGGGGGCGGGGUCACACAAGCCCGGAAGUGGAGCAGCUCACGUGGGUGUCAGGAAGGAGGCGGUCUCGUUCGGCUACCUGGUUUUAGGCAAUCUUCCAGCUGAGAGUCUGGGUAGUUCGUUACUCUGUCUGAGGAGACGAGGUGUGUGCAGCCGUGGGGGUCCCCUUAACCCGUGUUCGGGGCCUGGGAGCAGGCCCCGUCUGGAGUGACGGCUCUUGAGGACGCAUCAGGGGGCAUCAACCAUGCCACUGCUGUCGGCCCUUGGGGGCGCGACCUGGCGUCUCUCCGGUCACCUCGCACGUCAUUUCUCCCAAACGGCGCGGCGUGGGGAGCGGCCGGGUGGAGAGGAGCUGAGCCGCCUGCGCCUGGAUGAUCUGGCGCCUACCGCGCUGUCCGCGGGGAGACUGGAACUUCUGUUUGGCCUGUCCCCGUGUCUCCUGGCGCUGCGGGCCGCCCGCCGCCGCGUGGCCCGGCUCCUGCUCCAGGCCGGCAAGUCCGGGGUGCAAGGAGAGCGGGCCGAGCUUCUUCGUGCGGCUGAAGUGCGGGGCAUUCCAGUUCUGCGGCCCAGACGGCAGAAGCUGGACGCCCUGUGCCGCCACCAGGUCCACCAGGGCGUCUGCAUGGAGGUGAGCCCGCUGCGGCCCCGGCCCUGGACUGAGGCAGGGGAGGCGAAGCCAGGAGAUGACCCCCAGCAGCUGUGGCUCAUCCUCGAGGGACUCCAGGAUCCCCGGAAUCUUGGGGCCGUGUUGCGCUCUGCUUACUUCCUCGGAGUGGAUAAGGUUAUCACCAGUCGGAGAAACAGCUGCCUGCUCACUCCGGUAGUCAGCAAGGCCAGCGCGGGGGCCAUGGAGGUGAUGGACGUGUUCUUCACCGAUCACCUGGCUGGUUUGUUACAGGCCAAAACCCAGCAGGGCUGGCUUGUGGCAGGCACAGUGGGCUGCCCCAGGCCUGAGAUUCCCGGGUCCUCUGAGAUCCCCAUCACUAGCUGCUUGGAGUUCCUCUGGGAUCAGCCUACUCUCCUAGUGCUGGGAAACGAGGGCUCUGGCCUGUCCCCGGAGGUGCAGGCCUCCUGUCAGCUCCUCCUUAGCAUCCUGCCCGGCAGGCAGCUGCCCCCUGGACUGGAGUCCUUGAACGUCUCCGUGGCUGCCGGAAUUCUUCUUCACUCCAUUUGCAGCCAGAGGAAGGGUUUCCCUGAAGAGAAGAAGAGAGGGCAACAUCUCUAAGACCCCUGAGAAUGCUCAGCCACGGCUGAAGGGCCCAGGUUGCCUCAGCACCCAGGACUGUCCUCGGGAUCAGAAAAAGAGAGGCAAGAUGGGGGCUGAGCUGGACCGUUCAGGAUGUGUGUGCUGGAGGACAGGGGACAGGCUGCCCAUACAUCCACGUGCUCAGAUGUGCCAGACUCCCCUGCCUGGGUGUGCACCCAGGCUCCGAUUACUAAUCACUGUCUUGGGAAGCAGGGAGUUUUGAGAUGGAGACCAGAGGAAGUUCACUUUCCUGUUUUGAGUUUGGACUUGUAGUUGGAGGCAGUAAUUUCUAGGAUGUGCUACUUCAGAGGGUCUGAGUCUAAACAUCAUAAGGGAACUCGGCAGCCCAGCCCAGGUAUCCUGUUCCUCUUGAGCCAGUGUGAGAAUAUGGAGGGAGGCCCGGGGCUCUUUGUGGGCCAGACAGGUGCAAAUCCAGUUUAAACUUGCCCCACUUUGGGGCCUUUUUUUGAUUUGAUUACGAGGCUUCAUCUUUUUUUCCUUUAUUGAUUUUAGAGAGAGAGGAAGAGAGAAGUAGAGAGAGAUAGAAACAUCAA
This is a messenger RNA of Molossus molossus (Pallas's mastiff bat), 1948 nucleotides long. It is a transcript of the gene MRM1, whose product is annotated as mitochondrial rRNA methyltransferase 1. Gene Ontology annotation, molecular function: RNA methyltransferase activity; RNA binding. Gene Ontology annotation, cellular component: mitochondrion. The record is from RefSeq and is a predicted model, not a curated record. NCBI's taxonomy places the organism in Eukaryota, Metazoa, Chordata, Mammalia, Chiroptera, Molossidae. Bases 393 to 1373 code for a protein of 326 amino acids. The transcript is spliced from 5 exons. Gene Ontology annotation, biological process: rRNA methylation.